Molecule: messenger RNA, 1808 nt
Organism: Neocloeon triangulifer
Lineage: Eukaryota; Metazoa; Arthropoda; Insecta; Ephemeroptera; Baetidae
Product: G-protein coupled receptor Mth2-like
Exons: 7
Coding region: 142-1524 (460 amino acids)
Biological process (GO): cell surface receptor signaling pathway; G protein-coupled receptor signaling pathway
Cellular component (GO): membrane
Molecular function (GO): G protein-coupled receptor activity
Source: RefSeq, a predicted model, not a curated record
GAUGUAACUAGUGCGCAACUGUAACAAAUUCCGUGUUCUCAAGGAUAUAAAUUUAAUUUUGCCAUACUGCAGCAGGAUCACAAGUUGCCUUUGCCUAUAAAAUUUUUCAUAAAAACUGGGCGCACUUCAAAAGUCGAGCCCAUGGCGUGGCUAAAUUUAUUUUUGACUUUCGGCUUACUGAUAGCAGUAGUGGUCAGCGAGGAUUGCGAAAGCUUUCAGCUGGAAGAGCCUUACUAUCGCAGUGUGUGGAACGUCACCAAUUGCAUUAAAAAAUGCACUAAAGAAGUAGCCGAGGCGUUCAAUGCUAGCGUUAUACCUCCUGGAUAUAAAAUUAAGGCUGGAGAAGAAAUAAAGGAGCACUUCAUUUUUGAUGAAUUUUGUACCAAUUUUGAUUUUUUGAAUACGUCUGAUAGCUACAAUGCACAUGUUAUACACACAGACGGAGGCUUAGAGUUUGAAAACUAUAUUAAUCACUCAUUUUAUGACUAUUGCCUCGUACUUGAUAAGGACAAUAUCAGCCAAUAUCAUAUUUUGCAAUGCAAGCUCAUUGAGGAUAACUCUUUGCGACGAAUCAUUUACACCGCAUUAAUUUUGGUGUCUGCACUAUUCCUUUUGUUCACCUUAAUUGCAUUUUUAAUGGCACCUGAGAUGCAGAAUUUGCAUGGCAAGAACAUAGCAUGCCAGUCACUUACUUUGAUGCUUGGUAUGAUUGGACUGGCACUUAUCGGCUUUGGAAAUUUUGAAAAUCAUGCAAAUAAGACACUGUGCAAGAUUACAGGAUAUUUGACGUAUUUCUUUUUGAUGAGCUCAUUUUUCUGGCUGAACUCAAUGUGCUUUGAUAUUUUCUGGACUUUUAGCAAUUUCAAAAAAAUGACUGGAUCUCUACACGAAACAAACAAUAGGAAAUUAAUCAUGUACACAAUUUACUGCACUUUGGGCCCACUGACGUUUUUUAUACCGAUGAUGCUCUUUGACUUGACAAUGAGAGACACAAGCAGUAUCUUAAAUCCCUCGAUUGGUAGCGACUGGUGCUGGUUUAAACACGAUGAAACCUCAAAAUCAGAAGUGCUUUUUUUUCAAGGACCAGUACUGAUUUUACAAGUCGGAAAUAUCAUCUUCUUCAGUGUUGCAUUCGUUAAAAUAGUUUUCUUCAAUAGACGUGGUACGCGAACUCUCAGUAGAACCAACAGCCGGCGCCACGCAGGAAACGAUGACCGACAGAGAUUGUUUCUAUACUUCAAACUUUUUCUGCUGAUGGGAGGUACGUGGAUAAUGGAGUGCAUCUCAUGGUGGUGUCGCUUGGACAACUGGUUUUGGACUACCUUCGACAUCAUCAAUUGUUGCAGGGGCGUUCUGAUUUUCAUUUUAACCGUUGCAACAAAUCAGAGAGUCCGUAAUUCAAUUCUGCGCAGACAUUUCCCUAGAUUCGUAAGCCAAAUACCACAGAAAACAAUUGGUUCCAACGUUUCUGGCAUGUCUACUUUAAGUGAUGACCAUAAAAAGCAAAAAACAACUGCAUUGUAAAGAUUUCCAUUGAAUAUUACUUUUAACCCUUUUUUAAAAUUUAAAAAGUCAGAGUUUUUAUUAUUAAUAUAACUUUCUAAGUCCAAGCAGGCAUGACUUUUUAAGAAAACGCACAUUAUAAUAACCUUUGUUCUAUUAAAGCUUUUUGCAUUUUUAAUUACUUUUUUUAUCAAAAUGCUUUCCAAACUUUUAAUGUAUAUUUUGCUUAAAUUCUCUGAAACAUUAUCCACUCUGAAAUUUCAUUUAAAGUUAUAUUAUUGAUCCACUAAAAAUCAAGUCUUUUU